GACAAUUGCGACUUGAUGAUGUUCACCCAGUUGCUGCAGAUCAACGACAUCAAGAUCGAGAGCUCGCACAUGUCGCACGCGUUCCUGGCGAGGAUGUCGGCGAACGCCGGCGUGACGGCCAACCUAGCCGGCAGCAAGGAGAACAAGAGGGCGAUGAACAAGUCCGUGCGCGUGCAUUACGCCUGCGACAUCUGCUCGUUCCUGUGCCGCACGAAGGGCAGCCUGAGGAAGCACGCGCAGCUGCACAGGAACACGUGUAGGAUAUGCGGCGAGCGCUUCGUCGCCAUCGACAAGCUGGAGAUUCACAUGGUACUGAAUCACGGCGAGGCCAAGUACUCCUGCCAACUCUGUUACACCGUCACCUGGAGCGUGCCGGACAUGACGGAGCACUUCUCCGCGCGGCACCUCGACCCGACGCACAACAACUGCAGCAUCUGCAACAAGGAGUACCGUUCGAAGAUCGGCAUACAGAGGCACAUGUACAAACACCACUGCAGCGUCUCCGUGGCGUGCACCAUCUGCAGGCGCAUCUACAAGAGCGUGAGCGCCCUGAAGACGCAUACCAGACUGGUGCACCUCAAGUCCGGCUACCAGUGUGGGAUCUGCAAGCGACGGGUCGCCACCGCUGCCUCCCUCGAGGCGCACAUGCGUCGGCACGACAACACGGGUCAGCCGACGAACCCGGAGACUUACGUGUGCACCACCUGCGGCGAGUCCUUUCUCAACAAGCGCGACCUCAAAAGCCACGUGGUCAGCCACGGCAGGAUCAAGCCGCACGUUUGCCCGGUUUGCCGGAAGGCGUUCGAGGAACGGCGCGUGCAGGUGCAGCACAUACUGACGCACAUGAACACGCCGUUGUACGUGUGCGACGUGUGCGGGAUGAAAUAUUCGCGGAGGGCCACCCUGGUGCGCCACAGGAGCACGCAUCCCGGACCGCUCGGAGCGCUGCCGGAGAUACCGGUGACGGACAUUGUGACCGAGUUCGUAAAGAACUACUUGAACGAGAGCAAAAACAUGCCGAAUUCGUAGUUCGGGCUCUGCGAGUCCGAAUUGUUUAUUCGUAUAUCCUGCAA
Messenger RNA from Harpegnathos saltator (Jerdon's jumping ant), 1073 nucleotides. RefSeq names its product zinc finger protein 778-like. The transcript is spliced from 2 exons. Lineage: Eukaryota; Metazoa; Arthropoda; Insecta; Hymenoptera; Formicidae. Bases 16 to 1029 code for a protein of 337 amino acids. The record is from RefSeq and is a predicted model, not a curated record. Gene Ontology annotation, biological process: regulation of transcription by RNA polymerase II. Gene Ontology annotation, cellular component: nucleus.